AUGUCUCAAUAUGUUUGUGGCAUUGAUUUAGAGUACUAUAUUGAUGAAGAGCAUAUUAAUGAUUCAAGUCAGUUCAUUGGUAAAAUAGAAAACGCUCGAAGAACAAAUGAAGUUAACGAUAAUUCUAAAGUGAAAUCGUUAAAUAUUUCAAAUAAUAUUACCAACAUAAAUAGUGUACGAUUUAAUGAAGAUGAAAUUGAAAAUGAUGAUAUAAUAUUAGCAUAUAAUGUUGCAGUGCGAAGGGGUUUCUUACAAAAUUAUUCAACAACUGUUAUAAACGAUAUCAGUACUUUUAAUUAUACUAAAAGGCUUGUAACAAAUUCAGCGAACCUUAAAUGGACAACUACCAGAAAUUUACUCGAUUUGAAAACAUUUAACCAAUACGACUAUAAGGAAGAUGAGAAUGAAGAUUUGUACCAACCUCUACGUUACAAAACCUUUUCUGAUACUUCUGAUACAAAAACUGCUACCGUCGCUUAUAACGUAACAUCUAAUUCAAAUUUCUUUAAUUUAGAACCAGCUUUUGAUUUUGACAAUGAAUCGGAAAAUUUACUAACUAAUAAAGUAGAGGAAAACAUAUGGUACGUACCUUAUGAGUUCCCUUGUUGGGAGCUACCAACUUUAUACGGAGAGUUAGGGGUCAAGAAAAAAAAGUCUGACGUAUUUCUAAUAUAUGGGGGUAAGUUAAUGAACGUUAUCGGUCCUUCGAGCAAAACAAAAUCUAAUUACAAAGCAGACGAACCUUUCAUACCGAACACUGUCAACAAAUGGUGUGAAGUAGAACCAUGCUAUGGUGACCAUACGCUUUGUUUAUUCCCUAAUAAACAUAUAUCAAAUAUAUGUGAUAAAGAGUAUAAAGUAAUUGUACCAUCUACAACAGAACAAUUUACUAUAACUAAUACUUUAAAUUCAAUGCGUAACAGAGUAGCUAAUGGACUUGCCAGUAAGUAUUCACAUCUCCCUACCGCCGCAAAUAUGCUACAAGUUACGUACGAUUAUGAUCUCGAGAAAAUAUCUAAGGCGUGGCUUCGUCAGUGCAUACCUGGUGUACCGCCUUGCUCUGCUCUCGACGGAAAUAUAGUUACUCAACUCGAAUGUACGAAAUAUAUGAAGUAUUGUUGUUUGCAGAAUUCUAAAACAUUUUCACAGUGUGUACCUAAAACCGAAUGUUUUAUUUAUCCUAUUAUUGGUUGUCUACAUAUUUGGUUUUCUAGCGCUGGAAAACAUUUGACCACUACGGAUAUUAAUUGUGGUCGUGCUACAGUAAAAACAUUUAAUACAGUUCAACUACUUUGGGCAAAAACAACUAAAAUCGGGUGCGCGUAUGGUGAAAGAACGAAUGGUGAUAUUAGAGUAAUCUGUAAUUUUUCUCCAGGCGCCCCAUUUUUUUUAGAUACAAAGCUAUUUUGUGGCCUAAUUGCACACAGCGACAUAGAUUUUCUACGUGAUAAUGAAAAUAUAACAAAUCCCGCAAUUUUAUCUCAUUUGGGUAUACAUUUGAACCCCCUUAAGAAGCCUCGUCAUAAUGUUUCUGACGAGAAUGCGCUAAGCGUACCAUUCGAUACAGAGAAUUUAAAAUCUACGUGGGGCAUAAAGAGUUUGACUAAAGUGUACCAAGAAGGUUGGGUGAGAAAACAAAUCGGUGAUCGUAGCAACGGUACCAAAGGAAUGGUUGCUAGAUUAGUUGCUAAAUACAAAUUUAUUGAUGAAAGCGAAUCUAGAUGCGACACUGGAGAAUCCGUAUACCAAGUAGGAGCUCCAGGAUCUUCUUGUGUAGAGAAAAGUAGGACGUUCCAUGUUCUAUGCUACGACUUCCGAGACCCUACUCCUGGUUACAGACUUAUUGCUAUCAUUGCUCCAAUUAUACUUUUUUCAUUAAUACUCUAUGACUUAUUUAGUGGAGUCGUAAGACAGACAAGUACAUAUUGA
Melitaea cinxia (Glanville fritillary) is the source of this 1929-nucleotide messenger RNA. RefSeq lists its product as uncharacterized. Bases 1 to 1929 code for a protein of 642 amino acids. The transcript is spliced from 3 exons. NCBI's taxonomy places the organism in Eukaryota, Metazoa, Arthropoda, Insecta, Lepidoptera, Nymphalidae. The record is from RefSeq and is a predicted model, not a curated record.